Cucurbita pepo subsp. pepo (vegetable marrow) is the source of this 513-nucleotide messenger RNA. The record is from RefSeq and is a predicted model, not a curated record. NCBI's taxonomy places the organism in Eukaryota, Viridiplantae, Streptophyta, Magnoliopsida, Cucurbitales, Cucurbitaceae.
AUGGUCGAUACAGAGGCAAAACACAUGCAGAGACUCAUCACGGGUCUCAGAAGCAAAAUCCAAGGUAUAAUUGGGACAAUAACAUCCACAAACUAUGUCCAUGCCCUCGAUAUCACCAACAUGUUAAUUUUGUGUCUUNAGGCAAAAGCUCAAUUAGUUGGGAUUCAUGAGCGAGUGAGGAGCGACUUUGAGAGUAAUCAACUAUCAAAUCCAUCUGUUUCAAACACAACACAGCAAGGCAAGCGCAUGGCAACUGCAGCCAAUCCAAAUGCUGAAGAUGCUGCAGAGCUACUAAGAAUGUGCGUGCAUUGUGGCAUUCCCAAGACCUUUUCGAACGCACGAGGAAUGUUUUGUCCUCUAUGUGGCGAUCGUCCUCCCGAGCCAGACAGUGAAACCAAAAAGAAGGGAUCUACCGUGAAAGAUAAGGAAAAGAUUAAGAGAAUGAGGGGACAGUCGUCUCAUGCUUCUUGGAAGAGUGAAACAGAAAUGCAUCUGAGACAACAGUUUGAUUGA